Arabidopsis arenosa is the source of this 1218-nucleotide messenger RNA. NCBI's taxonomy places the organism in Eukaryota, Viridiplantae, Streptophyta, Magnoliopsida, Brassicales, Brassicaceae. The record is from the annotation of a GenBank genome assembly.
CUCCAUUUCCUACCACUCAAAACUUCUCACAAAUGUCUAUAGUCUCUAAGCUUCGCUCUCCGGUUAAACCAAUGGUUGAGUCACGAGCCAUCCUCGGUUCAACCGGGAACAGAUUUAAGGUUACGAAAACAGAAAUGACAAAGAAACCACAACAGAAUCCACGAGUGACGAAAUCUCCGGCGACGGAGAAGCCGGAUUCGAAUUUCUCAGCCUCGACUGAUGAUACCUCUUCUUCUUCGUCAUCCUCGGAACGUUCCUCGGUGAAGACAACAAACUCUGGGAAAAUAACUCCGUCGAAACGGAACGGAGUUACGAAGCUCAAUAAUGUCGUGGUCUCCGUCGCCGCCGUUGAAGACAUUAAUCCUAAAAUUCCGGGACCGGUCAAGAGAUGCCACUGGAUCACACCUAAUUCAGACCCGAUCUACGUGUUGUUCCAUGACGAGGAAUGGGGUGUUCCAGUUCGUGACGACAAGAAACUCUUCGAGCUGCUUGUCUUCUCACAAGCAUUGGCUGAGUUUAGCUGGCCUUCAAUCCUACAUAAAAGAGACGACUUUAGGAAGCUCUUUGAAGAGUUUGAUCCUUCAGCUAUAGCACAAUUCACAGAGAAGAGGUUAAUGGCUCUUAGAGUAAAUGGGUGUCUAAUUCUAUCCGAACAGAAACUGCGAGCAAUUGUAGAGAACGCCAAAUCGGUUCUUAAGGUCAAGCAAGAAUUUGGAUCAUUUAGCAACUAUUGUUGGAGAUUCGUGAACCACAAGCCAUUAAGAAAUGGCUAUCGAUAUGGUCGUCAAGUACCGGUUAAGUCCCCAAAGGCAGAGUACAUUAGCAAAGAUAUGAUGCAGAGAGGGUUUCGCUGCGUUGGUCCUACAGUUAUUUAUUCCUUCUUGCAGGCCUCUGGCAUUGUGAAUGAUCAUCUCACAGCUUGCUACCGGUACCAAGAAUGUAAUAUUGCGAGUGAGAAAGAACCAAAAAGCCCUAAGACUGAAACCAAACUGGUUCUGCAUUCUCCAUUACUUGUUUGAUCAGCAGCAUGGAUUGGAUUAUUAUGAAGAUGAUGAUGACAAGUGUUUUUAUUCAUUAUGGAAAGUAGCAUUUGUAGCUAGGUGUUUCCACUUGGUUGUGCUUUUCUUCUAGCUAGCUUUGUCUAACUAGAUAUUUGAUGAUAUGGGUUAAUGUUUGACCAAAAGAUUGAUUGCAGGGAAAUAAAGAAUUUAACAUUUU